Molecule: messenger RNA, 7554 nt
Organism: Funneliformis geosporum
Lineage: Eukaryota; Fungi; Glomeromycota; Glomeromycetes; Glomerales; Glomeraceae
Source: the annotation of a GenBank genome assembly
AUGGCUGCUGAUAAAGGUUCCGAGAAAACUUCGGUGCAAGUCGCACUUCGCAUAAGACCAAUUACAAACGAAGAUACUGCAAAUUUACCAACGCGAUUUCAACGACAAAUUCUUACAACAUCCUCGCAUAUACCAAAUCAAGUUGUCGUACAAGGGCAAAAUGAUAAAAAACCACAGAAUUUUAGCUUUGACCAUGUAUUUGGUCCAGAUACGAAACAGAACGAAGUAUUCGAGAAGGCGGUAUUAAAUUUAGUCGAUAAAUUCUUGGAGGGUUAUAAUGUGACAAUACUUGCUUAUGGGCAGACUUCCUCGGGUAAAACACACACGAUGGGAACGGUGGAUAAUUCUUCCAUACCUCCUGAAUACAAGGGAAUAAUUCCGCGUGCAAUGUCCACCCUCUUUUCUACCAUAAAUUCCGCUCAAUAUAAAACGAGAAAAUUUACAAUCAAAGUUUCAUUCGUUGAAAUAUAUAAUGAGGAUUUGAUAGAUUUAUUGGGAGAGCAAAUGGAUGGCGAGAAUAAGCCUCAGGUGGUGGUUCGAGAAGAUUCAAAGGGUAAUAUCCUUUGGAGUGGCUUACAGGAAAUGAGCGUUCAUAACGUCGAUGAGGUUAUUGAAUAUCUGGCGCGCGGAUCUUUAAAUCGACAGGUCGGUGCGACAAAUAUGAAUUCUCAAUCUUCCAGGUCUCACGCAAUCUUUUCGGUUGUUAUGUCGCAACAAAAAGGAUCGAACGCAUCGAGUUUACCAAUGUCUCCGACUAAUGGUAAUCCUAGAUCUUAUUCGCGAUUAAGUGGAUCCCGUCCGUCAUCGAGGUCACAGAUGAGGACGAGCAAUCGCGAUGAUGUAGAAAAUAUGACUGUGACAAGUAAAUUCCAUUUUGUCGAUCUGGCAGGAAGUGAACGGCUUAAACGAACUUCUGCAAUCGGGGAUCGUGCGAAAGAGGGUAUCUCAAUUAAUUCAGGUUUACUGGCUCUUGGGAAUGUAAUAUCCGCCUUGGGUGAUCCCUCAAAGGCGAAACAUACUACUCAUAUUCCAUAUAGAGAUUCUAAGCUUACUCGUUUAUUACAAGAUUCCCUCGGUGGUAACGCACAGACGUUGAUGAUCGCAUGCGUUUCACCUACUGAAUAUAAUCUCAACGAAACAAUUAAUACGCUCAAGUAUGCUAAUCGUGCUCGUAAUAUUAAAAAUUCCGCAGUCGUAAAUCAAGAGGAAACCGGUUGGAACGAUUUAGAACAUUUACAAUCCUUAGUAAUGAAACUUAGAUCGGAAAUUAAAGCUUUGAAAUCUGUUAAUCCGAAUUCAGAAAAUUCUUCUGAUGAUAUGUAUCAAAGUGAAUCUGGUCGAAGCACGCCAGUUCAUUUUCAAAGAGGGGAUGGUUUUAAAAGAUCAUCUCUCAAUACCUUUACGACUGCAAGCAUAAAAGCUACUUUAAAGCAUAACAAAGACAUUGAAUUAUUAGAGGAACAACUAAUGGAUUUACAACGUUCCUAUUCUGAAUUAUCACAAAAAUACGCGAUAACGACCGCCGAACUUGCCUUGCACCAAGAUAAUGAUGCCGCACAUCUAAUUAACGAACAUUCAAAUCAGUUGGGCGUGAUAAAAGAGGAAGAAGAAUCGGACUUUCGAAAAGCUGCAGAACCUGUAAUUGAAGAGUAUGAAAAAUCUAUUUCUUCACUUGAAAGUCAACUUGCUCUAUCACAUGCUGCUUUAAGUCAUACUGAAACUUUAAUGCAAGACCGAGAAGGUAAAUUAGAGUAUGCAGUGCAAAUUAAUGAACAAAAUAUUAAUUUAAUAAAUGACUUUAAAAAGAAAAUCUCAAAUCUCAGUGAGCGUGAAUCUACAAGCGAACAAUAUAUUAAAGAACUUGAAGAUAGACUUGAGAAUCACUCCAAACAACAAAAGGGAGAUCAAGAGUUGAUUAAUGAAUUAAAAAGCAAUAUCGCUCAUUUGAAAACAAGUGAAGCUAACACCGAAUCUUACGUUACAACUCUUGAGACGCGCCUUGAGUCAAGUGAUCAACGAGUUGAAAAGUUUACUCAGGUUGUUGAAAGAUUAGAAAAAAGGUUGCAGCAAAGGGAGGAAGCUUAUCUUGAGUUAGAAUCAAAGAUGAAAUCUUCAUAUUCUGAAGAAGAAAUGAAAUUGUUACGGGAAGAAAUCGAAGAACGUGAUCAUAGAAUCUUGCGACUUGAAAAAAAAGUUGAUGAACUUGUAAAUGAGUUAGAGUUAUUGAGAAGGUUAAAAGGUAAAGAGGGUGCCGAUGAAAGAUCCACUUUAACUUCUUUGAUUACUAAUUCUUCAGAAUCGUCAGUGAGUAAUCAAGAAAAAUUGAUUAUAAUGUCCCUCGAAGAAAAAUUAGAAGACUUACAUAAAGUGCAUGAACAAACUGUUAACGAGUUCAGUGAAAUCAAAAAUAAAUAUGAGGGAUGUCUUCAAGAAAUUCAUGAACUACAGAGCCAAUUGACUGAAGUGAAAUUGAAUCAUUCGGAUUUAUUUGAUUCUGAUCCUUCAAGCCCAUCAACUCCAUCGACGCCAUUUUCUAAUUCAGUAAGAAUGUCUCUUCCUCCUGUACGUAUUAAUAAGGAACGAAACAAAGACGCGCUAGCUUUUGUCAAUGCUAUGGUUGCCGCUAGAAAAAGAUCACAUCGUAGAGCCAGCUCAUUAUCACCAGAAAUUAUUGAUAAAGAGAAGAAAGACAUUACCCACGAAGCAAUUGUCAAAAAACUUCAGAAUGAAAUUCAACAACUUGAAUCCUUGCAUCAAGAUAAGGCAAGCGGUUUGGAAAUUUUUAAACAUGAAUUUGCACGUUUAGAAAUGACUCAUCGUGAAACUUUGGAGGUUGUACAAGAGCUUCGUGAAGAAAUAAAGAGACGUGAUGCAUUAGCUCAGUUGGAAGUGAUGUCAGUAAUAGCAUCUUCAGAUGGUGAUAUGUCGGGAUUUACAAGUGAAAUUGAUGAACAUGAAAUCAUACAUCGUCUGCGUGAAGAGGUAGAAAAUCUUCGGGAAGAACAGAGGGAAAUACUUGAAUCCAUCUCUGAACGGGAAAAAGACAUUUGUAAAAAAGGUUCACAAGUUGUAAAUUUGGUUUCGAAUAUCCGUGAGCUUCGUGAACAAUUAUGUCUUGCACUUGAAAAGGAUCAAAAGAUAUCAGAUGAAAACAAUGCAGAAAAUACAAAUCUUAUUAAAGAAUUACAAAUCAAGGUUAAAGAUUUAGAGCAACAACUUGAAAGAGAACAAGGAGAACAUAUACAUUAUGAAGUCUCUAGCGUCGUCAACGAACCUAAUGAACUAGACGAUUCAAAUAAUCAAAAAUCAGAACAUGACAAAGAACUCCAACAAAGAACAGAAGAAGUUGAUAACGAGAUUAUUUGCCUUAAAUCAAAAGCAGAAAAACUUCAGGCUGUAAUCGAGGCAAAAAGUCAUACAAUCGCGGUUCUUUUAUUGCCAACUGUUGAACAGGAUACGAUUCGCAAACUUGAAGAUGAGCUUCAUGAAGUUAGACAGACUUAUCACGAGGCAUUGGAAAAAAGUAACAAUGAUCAAGAGACCCCAAAUUUUGUUUUAAAAGAAACUUUGGGCGAGUUAGAACAAAAUGUUAACGAAAAUCUUACAGAAUUAGGAGAUAAAAUUAAAUAUCUUGAAAAUCAGCUGUCAAAAGCUAAAGAGUCACAACAUGAGACUUCACGAAAUUCAUUGGUUUUUUCAAUGAAUCCUACACGAAAAACUGUUGAGAUUCUUCAAGAAAAUCUUGCCAUAUUGCAACAAGAAAUAUUUAACAAAUUCGAUAAAGCCCAACACUCAUCAAGUGAUGGAGACUUAAUAGCAGAAUUACGGUCACAACUUGAUAAACUCAAUUCGGAUAUUAAAGAGAAGUAUGAACUUAUAGAAACUUUGAAAAAAGACUUGGUUGAUAAGAGUGUUAUACAACAAAAAUUAAGGGAGAAAGAAGCCGAAGCAUCUUCACUAAGGUUACAACUUUCCGAAGUUAAGGAUCGCGAUGAAGAGAUGCAAAAUCAAAUUAAACAACUUCAAAUCGAGUUAGAAAAAAUUGAAUCCCAUAAAGUGGAUAAUGAGGCUUUAACUUCCGAAUUAGAAGUUGUAAGAAAAGAACUAAAAAAUUCCAAAGAAAAAGAAUCUUUUGCAUUUGAACGUUUGAAAAUGUUGGAUGUUGAAGAAACAAAAAUUCGUCAAGAGAUGAAACGGUUGAGAAACAUUGAGCUUUUGCAAAAAGAAAGAAUUACGGUUUUAGAAUCUAGAUUAUCUAGAAAUAGUUAUGGACUUUUUGAUGGUGAUGCUGUAAAAUUGAAAAGUGAAUUAGUAGCAGCAAAAGAAAUAGAAAUGUUACAAAAGAAGACGAUUGCUGACCUUGAAUCGAAACUCGAAAAAUCUAUAAUGGAAUAUAAAUCGUUACAAACAAAGAUUGACUAUAUUAAAUCUAAAGCUUUAAUAAACCAAAAUCAAAUUCUUCAACGAGAAAAUCAAUUAGCUAAUAAUGAAGAUUCGGAGAAAGUUAAACAACUAAAGGAAGAAAUUGAAAAUUUGCCAAAAAAAGAAACCGAAAAGUUACAGAUAGUGAAGGAAGAGAUUAAAUUAUUGAAAGUAUUAGAAUCUGAACAAAAAUCUAUUAUUGAUCAAUUACAGGUUCAACUUCAAGAGAAAACUCUUGCCAAAGAUUCUGUUAUUAAAGAGUUGGAAAGUUUAAAAAAGGAUUUUGGUUUACAAAAGGAAAUAAUUGUUACAUUAGAAGGGGAACUUAAAAACGUAAGGGAGGAAUUGGGUUUAGUAACUGAAAAUAAUGAUGCCAGUUCAAAAAAACUUGAAGAUUUAUCCAAAAUGUUGAAAGUCACUUUAUUACAACGAGAUACGGAAGUGAAAAAAUCAAAAGGUUUGGAAAGUCAAGUGGAACAAUUAAAAAUUUCAACAACUGCUGGACAAAAAGAAAUUACUACGCUUCAAAAUCAAUUAACAAACUCCAAGCUCGAAAUGGGGAAACAGAAUGAACUUUUAGCAAAACUCGGAGGAAAAAUGAUGAUUAUUGAAAAAGAACGCGAACAGCAUGCUUUACGAAUUGAAGAACUAAAUGAGACAAUUAAAAUUAAAGAAGCCGAACAAAAAGAAGCAGUUUCAACUUUAGAGUCUAUAAUAACAAAUCUUCAGAUGCAACUUGUCGAAACUGAGAAUUCAUCACAAGUUGAUGCGAAAACGAUUAAAAGACUUGGUGACAAACUUGCUACAGUCGAAACACAGCUGGAGAAAGCGAAAGCUUCAGAUCGAAAGCGUGCACAGAUAAUAAAUGAAUUUGAGGGUAAAUUGAAGAAAACCAAUUUCACUUUGAUGGAGAAAGAACAAUUAUUAUCUACGCAAGUUACCCUUAUCCAAGAGUUGGAAGAAAUUGCUGAGAAAGCACAAAUUGAACUUAAAGAUGCAAAAAAAUCCGAGGCCGUUGCAUCCAAAAGAGCCAAGGAGCUUGAAGUGAAACUUGAUGAAUUCCAAGCUAAAUAUGAAGGAAAUUUAUCAUCACUUAAUGAUAGUAUGAAUAAAAUCAAGAAUGAACUUAAAGAAGUCAGAAGUUCUAAAGUUAAACAAACCGAAUUGAUCGACACACUUGAAGUGCAACUUCAAGAAGCGGAAAUUAAUAGGGAUCGAGAAAUGUCUAAACUUCAGAAAGCAAAUGUUGAAGUUGCAACACUAAAAGAACAAUGUGAUCAGUUGAAAAGUCAAAUCAAUGACGCAAAUACUUUACAAAAUUAUAAGAAUAUAGAUAUUUCUAUCGUUGAAGAUCUGACCAAACAACUUGAAACAGCUAAAGCUGAAUCGAUUACAUAUCAUGAUCGUGUAGAAGAAUUAGAAAAUAUAACAAGAAAACUUGAGUCUGAUAAGAAAGGUCAGGUGAAAACGAAUGCUAAUUUAUUACAACAAGUUGAACAGCUUCAAAAGAAAUUAGAAUCCUUAACCGAAGAAUUUCUUGAUUCUGCUGCAAAACAAGAGGAUGCUGAUAUGCUUUCGAAUGAUCAAAAGAAUCGCAUUACUGAUUUAGAAAAUGCACUUGCAGAAGUAAAGAAAAUAAAAACCAACCAUUUUAUUACCUUUAACAAAGAAACGGAGAAUCAGGAUGAUGGAUCAACCAAAUUUUCUUUUGCAAAAAUAGCAGAAGUUAACGAAAGUCUAAAUAAAACUAAUGAGAAUCUCACAACAAAAAUUUUACAAGCUCAAAUUCGAAUGAAUGCUCUAAGUCAAAAGAUAAAGCAUUUGGAGAGUGAACUUUUGAGCAUCAGAAUUUUCGAGAAAAAUGCUUCUAAUGAUUCUGAUUCUAAAGAUGGUGAAUCGUUUAAAAAUCUUAAAGGAAAAAUUAGAGAACUUGAAGCUGAAAAAGAAGGACUAGAACGAGCUAAUUCUGCAUUCUGUGAAGAGCGCAUUAAACUUGAUCAAAAGAUAGAAUCUUUAUUACAGCAGUUAGAAACAACAGGUCAUGGAGGAAAUGGAACUGCUUCACAACUUUCCGAAUUAAAUAAUAAAAUAAUUGAACUUGAAAACGAGGUUUCAAGCUUAAAACAAAAGUCUGAAACAGAUUCAGUAGAGAUGAAGGGAGAAAUUUCAAGAUUAUUGGAAAUUAACGAAAAAUUAGGGAAACAAUGUCAAAAGAACGAGAUCAAGAACCAUGUAAAAUCUGUUGUUCCAAGAAGCAGUUCAAUGCCACCACACAAAUUGGAGCAAAUUUCUCCUACAGUUAAAGAACGUCCAAGAAUUACAAGUCUUGACGGUUCAAUACAAACAAAACUUUCACAACAAGAAUGCACUAUUAUAGAGCAAGAAGAUAUUAUCAAAGCUCUUAAAGAAAGGAUAUUUGAGCUUGAAACUCGCACAGAUGAUGAAUCGUUGUAUGAAGUAUCUUUAACUAGUGGAAUGCUGGCAACCGAUCUUGAAGCCGUUGGCGGUUUCCGUUUGUCUACAAUGCCAUCAAACUUUUCAGAUAUUGUGAAGAGAAAGAAUAUAAAACCAAAUGCUAUUGCUGCAAUUGCGAACCUUCCGAUCACUCCUCCACCAACGCCACCGCCAUCUCAUUCUUUAUUAACAAGUUCUGGACAUGGUACAAUUAGUCCGCCUCCAAGAAAUGCUAGUUCACCUAGGCCCGAUUCACGAACUGGAUUCGACUUUAAUAAUGCUCAUUCGGCAGAAUUUACAGUGGAGAUUCAAAAAUUACAUAGAAGAAUUGCUAAAAUGGAAGGCGAAAGUCUUGAGAGCAAACAUCUAAUUGAUACUCUAGAAAAUUCGUUGACAGAAAAUGAAACAAAUCUACGCGUUGCAAAACAACAAUUGCAAAUAUUACAGCGUGAAAAGAUGGAUCUUUUGGAUCAAAUCAAGAAAUUGAAAUCAGAAUUAGAUGAAAUGACCGAUUUAUAUGAAGACGCAAAAUCAUCUGUACAAAAAGAAAAGCAGGUUAUAGAAACUGUUUUAGAAGAAGAAAGAAAGGCGAAAGAAUGCGCUGAAAAAGCAAGACGACAACUUGAAACUCGUAUGGAAGAACUUAUGGCCAAGAAAAGCAAAUUUAUGUGCUUCUAA